AAUUAUCAUGUUAAUCACUUCAAUUACAUUUUAUCGUUUAAUGUAUUUCAAUCUAUUACGUUGUUAAUUGUGUUCGUGUUCAUCUUCCGACUCAAAGUAAUAAUAUUACAAUUGAAUCAAUAAUAUUUAUUUAUUGUCCAUUGUUACACUUAAUUGUCAUGGCAAUUAGCUGAUUGUAACAUGAAACUUACCUAUUCUGGAAUGAAAUCUCCUGAGUGAUUAAGUCGGUAAUUUGCUGAUUGUCAGUUCUGUCCUGGGACAAUUAUUGAUGAUCGUUAAUUAGAUUUGAGACAAUUUAUCUUCUCAAUUAGUUUGGUUUUUAUAGGAAAUAUUUUCCAUUCAAUAUCCUCAUUAAACUCACAAUGUAAAUCAUCAAUUACUUUCAACAAUUAAACAAUUGUGUUUAAAAGUCCCUGUGAAACUUUAACUGUAAGAUGUUCAAAUCGUCAUCUCUUCAAAUGGUGACAAUUAAAUUACCAGGAACAGUAACUAAUUAGUAUAGACUAUCAAACCAUUGAACGAACAAAAAUUACAAUGGAAUCAAAUUAUUGGAUCAAGUUUAGAAUUCAAGAAAAAAGUAAUUUCAAUUGGUUACAUCAAGGUGAUAAAUUGGCUUGAGAAAGAUCUAAUUAACUUGUGAAAAUCUUCCAAUCAACAAUUGAAAGCAGCAAAAGAGAGAAUCAAUUGUUUCCGUUUUGUAUUUACCUGUUGUUUUCUCUCAAACCCUGUUAACUAAUUAACAUCAUCCCACACCCUUUGUCACCAUGGAAAGUAAUUUAAUGUCACUGGUCAUCAAUUCAUCUUGUAUAUUGUUGUUAUUGUUCACAAUUAAUGGUUAUGUUUAUGGUUCCAGUAAACCAGGGGACGAUGAGAGUUUACAUGAGAGUCAAAUACCUGCGCCAGUAUUUGAUGGUGAAAAUGAUGGUUAUUCACAACAACCAACACCAGAAGAUAUUCAAACUGAAUUAUCUGGUCUUUAUCAGAAAUAUGAUGAAAAUGGAGAUGGACAAUUGACCAUAGAAGAAGUGAAAAAUUGGUUAGACGCGAUGCACUUUGAAAUAACCAAAGAAAAUCUUGACCGUCAAUGGGCUUUCUAUGAACCAGUUCUUCAAGAAGUACAUAGUUGGCAUGAAUAUAAACCAACCGAAUUGGAAGUUAUUGAUUGGGAAAAGUAUAAGAAUAAAACCUUCACCGAGGAAAUGAAGGCCGAAUCGGGUUCUGAUCCUGCGGAUAAAUUAGUUUGGGAGACAAUGUUAAAUCGAGCUCAGAGACGAUGGGAAGUCGCCGAUUCCAACAAUGAUACCAUUCUAACCAAAGAGGAAUUUAAAGAUUUCAUGUGGCCUGAAGAGUCUAAAUCAGAGGUUGUCAAGCAACGAUUAGCCGAAGAGGGUCUCGAAGACAUGGACACUGAUGGCGAUUCCAAAAUCUCAAUGGACGAAUACAUGAAACAUUUGAUCUCAAUCACACCAGAAGGAGAUCGAUCUGAACCAGAAUGGAGUGAAGUUCAAAAAAAUCAUUUCGUUACUCAUCUUGAUAAAGAUAAUGAUGGUCACCUGAAUCCCAAGGAACUUGAAUAUUGGUUAACCGUUCAAACGGAAAGGCAUAACGAAGAAGCCGCUCGUCUUGUGGCCUCAGCCGAUGCCAAUAAAGAUCAACUAUUAUCUCAUGAUGAAUUGAUGGAAGCAUAUAAUAACUUUUUCACUUUAAUUCCGCCCAAAUUUUGGAACAAAUAUUAUCCAGAGGAACAAUUGUUCGGACCAACUACACCUCAUGAUGAACUUUAAUUCCCAAACUUACAAAUUAAUUGUGAAUCUUUCAAAAUGACUUUUGGUCCUUCGUUUUGUUAGAAAUCAAUCCUACAUUCGAGCAGUUUAUUUAUUCAUAAUUUAACUCAACUAAUUCGUUGUGGUCACAAGAGAAAAAGAGUUUAUAAAAAAAAUUCGAUACAUUGGAAAUAAUUUAAAAUUGGUUUUCCCUUUUCAAAAGGAUGAAAAUUCCUUAAUUGUUGGAGGGUUAAAAGGUGGUCAGUUAAUUAUAACAUGUUCCAUUUUUACCAUCGA
Panonychus citri (citrus red mite) is the source of this 2060-nucleotide messenger RNA. Its product is annotated as calumenin-like. Gene Ontology annotation, molecular function: calcium ion binding. NCBI's taxonomy places the organism in Eukaryota, Metazoa, Arthropoda, Arachnida, Trombidiformes, Tetranychidae. Bases 765 to 1784 code for a protein of 339 amino acids. The record is from RefSeq and is a predicted model, not a curated record. The transcript is spliced from 3 exons. Gene Ontology annotation, cellular component: endoplasmic reticulum.